GGAGGUCAUCAAAAUCAGAGCAGCAAACGGGAAGAAGAUUUGAUUCGGAGAGAGAAAAAACACAGAAAAACAACAGAAAAUGGAGCACGGACCUAUAUGCGGUGGUGUUUCGGAAGUCGAGGGAAAUGCUAACAGUCUUGAGUUCCAGGAACUUGCUCGGUUCGCCGUCAAUGAGCACAAUAGGAAAGAGAAUGCUUUGCUCCAGUUCAAGAGGAUUGUGAAUGUAAGGCAGCAAGUGGUUGGAGGCAUGAUGUACUACAUCACUUUGGAGGCUUUAGAGGGUCACAGGACGAAGGUGUACGAGGCCAAGGUCUGGGUGCAGCUUUGGGAGAAUUCCAGGAGCUUAGAGGAAUUCACGCUUCUUGGUGAUGCUAAUUAGCUCAGUAAUGAAGUAAAUAAUUGUGGGUUAUGAUGGAAAUAAAUGGAUUAUUUCGAGUGAAACUUAUUUUUAAAAUUUGUAUUUUGAUUUAGAUGUGAGAGAAUAAAAAUUCAAUAAUAAAAAUUGAAAAUUUUUAACUCCAAAAGAAUUUUAAUUGUAUUACUUUCAAAAAAUUUUGGAGUUAGAUUUUCAGUUUUAAUCUUUAUUCUCUCAAUAACUAAAUCAAAUACAAAUUUUGAAAUAAAAUUUUACGAAAAAAAUCCAUUUCGAUAUUCUACUGUGUGAUAUUUAAAUUGAGAGCUUUCUUUCGAUAGAUAUAUAUCAGCAUAUCUAUGUGUGUAAUAUGUUUGUAAAUGUGAUACAUUUAUUCGAGUAUCAUAUCAUGGUUUAUAGAAUGUUAUUCACACUUCAA
Messenger RNA from Carica papaya (papaya), 791 nucleotides. RefSeq names its product cysteine proteinase inhibitor A-like. Gene Ontology annotation, molecular function: cysteine-type endopeptidase inhibitor activity. NCBI's taxonomy places the organism in Eukaryota, Viridiplantae, Streptophyta, Magnoliopsida, Brassicales, Caricaceae. The record is from RefSeq and is a predicted model, not a curated record.